Austrofundulus limnaeus is the source of this 1687-nucleotide messenger RNA. RefSeq names its product calcium channel, voltage-dependent, gamma subunit 3a (gene cacng3a). Lineage: Eukaryota; Metazoa; Chordata; Actinopteri; Cyprinodontiformes; Rivulidae. The transcript is spliced from 4 exons. Gene Ontology annotation, molecular function: voltage-gated calcium channel activity; channel regulator activity. The record is from RefSeq and is a predicted model, not a curated record. Gene Ontology annotation, biological process: neurotransmitter receptor transport, postsynaptic endosome to lysosome; neurotransmitter receptor internalization; regulation of AMPA receptor activity. Gene Ontology annotation, cellular component: AMPA glutamate receptor complex; postsynaptic density membrane. Bases 167 to 1165 code for a protein of 332 amino acids.
CCAGCCAGCCUUUUACGCACCGGCCCAACUUUUUCACUUCUAUGGAUGAUGCGCUCCAAAGCUGCAGGCGAGCGGGGCCGCGCGCGUUCAGUAAGUUUUUAAACCCAGCCAGUUGUGUCCGUCCUCAGGUGGACUCCUGGGGAGGAGGAGGAGAGGUGGGGUCAGGAUGAGGGUCUGUAACAGGGGGGUGAUGAUGCUCCUCACCACGGCGGGGGCCUUCUGCGCCUUCAGCCUCAUGACCAUUGCGGUGGGCACCGACUACUGGCUGUACUCCCGCGGGGUGUGCCGCUCCAAGAACCUGAACGACAACGAGACGGUCCACAAGAACGAGGAGGUCCUGACCCACUCCGGCCUAUGGAGGACCUGCUGCACCGAGGGAAUAUUCCGAGGGGUUUGCAAACACAUCGAUCAUUUCCCAGAUGAUGCAGACUAUGAGCAGGAUGCUGCUGAGUAUUUACUGCGAGCAGUUCGAGCCUCCAGCCUGUUCCCAAUCCUCAGUGUGGGAUUGCUGUUCCUCGGAGGACUGUGUGUGGCUGCCAGUGAGUUCUACAAGUCCCGCCACAAUGUCAUCCUCAGCGCUGGUAUUCUUUUUGUUUCUGCAGGUCUCAGCAACAUUAUCGGCAUCAUCGUGUACAUAUCAGCCAACUCAGGUGACCCCAGCCAGAGCGACAACAAGAAGAGCUACUCCUACGGCUGGUCCUUUUAUUUCGGAGCCCUGUCCUUCGUGCUGGCUGAGAUGGUGGGUGUCUUGGCAGUGCACGUGUUCAUAGAAAAACACAGGCAGCUGCGCACCAAAGGCCGGCCUUCGCUCAUCAAGCCUCCCAUCUCCAGAAACUCGUCCUAUUACCGCAACCGUUACUACCAGAACCGCAGCAGCCGCUACAGCUACAGGAGCAAUCACAGCACGGCGGACUCAGAAGCGCACACCUAUCCAGGUCCUUUGGGGUGUGACCAGGAGCUCUCCGUUCAGUCUAAAAUGGCUGACAUGACAGGUUUACCCCCGACAGCCACCGUGRGCUCCGAUUUCAUGCUGUACACCCUAACGUCGCCUCUCAAAGACAGUGAUAUUAUGGCUGUGAAUGAUCACGCRACUGUAGCGGCUCACAACAAUGUAGAGAUGCUGCCAGGAAACUGUGCAUCCAGCCGAAGGACCACUCCAGUCUGAGAGGAGAGGGAACCCCAGAGGAAGGGGUGUAACACUAAAUAAAUCAGAUCUUAAUAAUAAGGGUUUUAUGGAAAGGUCAUGAACAAUUAUUAUCUAACCAGUGGAAGAUAGCUUCAUGAACAGCCUCAGUUUGGAAACAUGGAGCUUAAUUAUGACCCGAYUGAUAAGCUAAAGGCUGCAGUCCACACAGGGUCAAAAAAGGAAGUAAAUUACUUUUGUUUUAAAACAACUUCAGUCUUAAAGAUUUCUUAAUUGUUAGAUGCUAUUUUAUAAAGCAUUACAUCAUUGUCGGCAACCGCUUUGGGCAUGAAACUGUAUCAUGACUCUCAAAAAUUGUCAUUUUCAGAAAAAAAAUCCUUAUUACUCACAAAAGGGGGAUGGAGGGUGGUUGUGCCUGCAGUGUAGGGGAGCAGGGAAAGGAGGAUGAGGAGAGCAGUGGAGCAGGUUGGGAGGUGGUUAUUUGGUUUUAUUUAUUUAUUUUAUGCCCUACAGGCUCUGAGAUGUAAAACAAACGUGAAGCUA